GUUUUGGUCUGUGACGUUGGAGAUCCUAAGCAAGCAAAGACAAGGGUUGUUGUCCUGAGAAACUAUACCUGGGGUUGGAUUAGGUGGGACCUUAGUCGUGGUUUGCGACGCGAAAGGUAUAUGUAUGAAAGCAAUGAGUUUAGACCUUACUCAGCGCCUCCCUCUUUCUUCUCUGGCUUCAGUACUCUCUUUGUCAAUCCUCGCCGAUCAAUCUCCGAAUAUCAAAUGACUCAACAGAUCACAAGUUAAUACUUGACGACCCCAUCAACAUUACGGUUUCCAGAUCCAAGUAAAAGCCUCAAUCAAGCAACGGAGCAAACUCUUAUUGCAUCCAAUUUUUUGGUCGUCUCCGACCAAACCCGCUAUUCAUACUUUUGGCAAGAAAGCUAGAGUGGCAUGCGGUCAUUACAGGUUUCCAAGACACGGCUCUUCUCCUCACUGCCAUCUAUUACUCCCCUAUCUGAUGUAGAAACCCAAUUGAGAGCUUUUUGGAAGGACCUGGAUCCUAAAAUUUCGGAGGCGCUUUCGCUUUUUCAUCAUGCCAUACAUUCCAACCGCCUGCCUCCGGGGUCAGCCUCAGCCUGCAACUUCCUUGUAGACACUCUCGCAAGGUCAAAAAAUUAUGAACUAUCAUUCUCAGUUUAUACCAAGAUGACCAAGGUUGGUAUUAUUCCAAGCUUUAUAUCAUUGAGUUGUUUAGUUUCAUAUUUUGUCAAUACGCGUAAGCUAGAAUUCGCACCCGGGGUUUUCGGCUUGGUAUUAAAGCGUGGAUUUCAGUUAAAUGAGUAUGUUAUGAAUCUUGCAUUAAAUGGUUUUUGUUCUAAUGAUGAGGUUGACAAGGCAAUUGAGUUGUUUAGUGUAAUGAGAAGACAUUUUGUAAAGCCUGGUGUUCGUAGUUAUAACAUUCUUAUAAAUGGACUUUGCAAAGCGAAAAAGUUGAAAGAAGCAGUGGAAUUGUUGGUUGAUAUGGAGGUGUCGGAUUCUGAACCGAAUGUGGUAACAUACAGCACAUUGAUUAAUGGAUUUUGUAAACAGGGUAGAGUGGAUGAGGCCAUGGGUUUCUUGGAGGAGAUGAGCCAAAAGGGUUUGGAAAUGGAUGUUUUUGUAUAUGGGGCCCUUAUAAGUGGUUUUUGUGCUAAAGGGAGUUUUGAUAGAGGAAAACAACUUUUUGAUGAGAUGUUAAACAAGGGCAUUUCUCCUAAUGUGGUUACGUAUAGUUGUUUGAUUAAUUAUCUUUCAAAGACAGGUAAGUGGAAAGAAGUCACUGUGAUGGUAAAUGAUAUGAUACAAUGUGGAGUUCCCCCUGAUGCUAUUACUUACACAGGUAUCCUUGAUGGGCUUUUCAAAAAUGGAAUGGCUACAAAAGCCAUGGCGAUAUUCAAUUUAAUGCUAUUGAAGGGUACAGAGCCUAAUAAUGUAACAUACAACGUUAUGAUUGAUGGAUUGUGCAAGGAGGGGUUGGUGGAUGAUGCUUUAAAGAUCUUAGAAAUGAUGAAAGGGAAAGGUGUAAAGCCUGAUGUAAUCACUUACAACACAUUACUAAUGGGACUAUCCUGUGAUGGGAAGGUUGAUGAGAUGAUGCAACUUUUCAGUAAGAUAACAAAUGAUGAGAACUUUGUUGAGCCAGAUGUUAUGACGUAUAACAUGCUCAUUUUGGGACUGUGCAAGGAAGGUAAUCUUGAUCAGGCUAUGGAGAUGUAUCAUACAAUGGUUGAAAGGGGCAUUUCUGGUAGCUUAUGUACUUAUAACACUUUGAUCGACAGAUGCAUACAGGAAGGAUUAGUUGACAAGGCCAUAGAAUUCUGGAGACAUGCAGUUGACUUGGGAGUUAUACCUAACUCAAUCACUUAUGGUGUCUUGAUCAAUGGAUUUUGCAAAAAUCAAAUGGUCAGGCUUGCAAAAGGACUUUUUAGUAAAAUGAGAGCUUCUGGGAUUAGUCCUACUGUAAUUGACUACAACACUUUGAUGUCAUCGUUGUGCAAGGAGGGUAGUUUGGAGCAAGCUAGGAUGUUGUUUCAAGAAAUGAGAACUGUAAAUCAUUCACCUUGUGUUGUCUCAUUUAAUACCAUAAUUGACGGACUUCUUAAAGCUGGAGAUAUUAAAUCUACUAAAGAGCUGCUAGAGGAUAUGUUCAAAUUGGGUUUAAUUCCCGAUAGAAUUACUUUCUCUACAUUAGUGAACCGGUUUUCAAAACUUGGGCUAUUGGCUGAGGCUAGAAUGUGCAUUGAGAAGAUGAUUGCUCGUGGUAUUGAACCUGAUGUCUUUGUAUUCGAUUCUUUAUUAAAAGGCUACAGUUCUAAAGGUGAAACAGAAGAAAUUGUUAAUUUGCUUCAUCAGAUGGCAGAAAAGGGUGUUGUUCUUGACAAAGAUAUCACUUCUACCAUCUUGGCGUGCCUCUGUCAAAUCUCUGAUGAUGUUGAUGUGAUGGAGGUUCUCCCUACUUUUUCCAAAGACAUAUCGAAAGGAAUAAGCAUUACCUGCAAUGAGCUAUUGAUGAAAGUCAAUAAAUUUUAUCCGGAACUAAAGUUAUGUGCUGCUUGAGAUUCUUCCUCUUGAAGCGGCCUCCCAGUGCCACAGAAGUGUGUUGCUGUCUAUGUGCUAUGCUAUGUUUCCUGAAAAUUAUUCUGACAGACAAUAAUUCUAUUUUCUUGUAUGGGGUGAAGCAUCAAAUAUUAAAUUCAUACCCGAAUGCUUAUGCUAAAUUUUCCAUAAUGUUGCUGUGCUGACUGUGUUUGCCUUUUUAUAUGGACGUUUUUAUCUGGUUAUGAGUGGAUUGGAAAUGAAGAUUCUGGAGAACUCCUCCAUACAUAACACCAAGGUUUCUGGAGAGUCUUUGGCUAUGGAGUCUGCUUUUCAACUGGGCUUGUUACCAAUGCUUCCCAUUGUGAUGGAAAUUGGUCUGGAAAAGGAGUUCCACAAUGCCUUGGGUGAUUUCAUACUCAUGCAGCUCCAGCUGGCCUCUGUUUUCUUCACAUUUCAAAUAGGAACAAAAGCACAUUAUUACAGAAGGACAAUCUUACGUGGAGGAUUAAAACCCAAAGCAACUGGCCAUAAUUAAGUUAUUCUCCAUGCAGAAUUUGCUGAUAACUACAGUUUGUACUCGCGCAGCCACUUUGGGAAACCGUUAGAACUGUUUAUUCUGCUGAUUAUGGAGUCUAUGGGGAGUCCUAUAAAAGUUCAAAUGUUUUUUUGUUCUUCACUUUCUCCAUGUGGUUUCUUGUAUUUUCGUGGUUACUUGCUCCUUUUUUGAUGGGAAGAGAACUGUAGAUGAUUGGAUGGAUUGGAAGAGGUGGAUGGGAAUUGAUGUCUGACUGGAAGAAAGUUGGGAAUCAUGGUGGGACGAAGAAAAGGAACACCCCAAACACAUGGGUAUCAGCCUAUCAGGGGAAGAAGGUAACACUUGCAGUCCACUUCUUUGUUUACCACCUGGAAUCCUGGAUAUAGCUCACCGCAACAAAGACUACUGGUUUAUGGACUUUCUUGGGCUCUUGUGGUAUCUGUCCUUUCUCAUCUUUAAGAUGGUUUCUAUGCAGAGACGAAGAUUUUACACCUACUUUCAGCUCGAGUUCAGGAUAUUGAAGUUGCUUCUUUUUCUUGGCUACAUGUCAAUCAUGAGCGUCUUGUUUGUAUUUUGUGAUCUCACUAUUUCAGAUCUAUUUGCUGCUAUGCUUGCUUUCUUUCCCACAGGGUGGGCCCCUCUUCAGAUAGGACAAGUAUGCAGCGUGAUGUUCAGGAGCCAAGGAUUCUCAGAAUCGAUAAAUGAGUUUGGAAGAGCAUACGAUUAUAUAACGGGAGUGAUAAUCUUCAUGCCCAUUGCCAUUUGUCAUGGUUCCUAUUUGUAUCAAAAUGCCAAACACGCUUGCUCUUUAACCAAGCAUCAAGUAGAGGCCUAUAAAGGUUCAAUGGUUCUUGCAGGGAGGUAGUUAGAUCACACAGCAUCAAUCUACUCCAGAGUUCCUGUCAUCUACACUUUCAUUUUCCUUGUUGUAACUUCUUAUUGUGGCAGUUGGCAUACAACUGGUUCCCUUCUUUUUUGUUUUUAAUCAAAUAAACAGCUAAUAUACAACUAGUC
Messenger RNA from Rosa chinensis, 4072 nucleotides. Its product is annotated as pentatricopeptide repeat-containing protein At4g28010. Gene Ontology annotation, molecular function: protein binding. Lineage: Eukaryota; Viridiplantae; Streptophyta; Magnoliopsida; Rosales; Rosaceae. The transcript is spliced from 8 exons. The record is from RefSeq and is a predicted model, not a curated record. Bases 397 to 2541 code for a protein of 714 amino acids.